AUGCAGAGUAACGUUUUCGUUGGUAUCAAACCGGGUCAGAUCAGUAAUUACAAAGAUAAUCAUUCCAUUAAGGAAGAACAUAGAGGAUCCUUUGAUUACUUAUUACUACCUAUAACAAAUUUAAGGUACAAAGAAAUCGUUAGGAAAGAAUUCGAUGAAUUUAAAAAUGGUAAGACUGAUUCUUUGAAAAUAUCUGAACCACAGUUGCAAGAUAUUUGCAUCUCUCCCUUCAAUAGUCAAGACACUACUGAUUCACCAAUGUAUAUCGGUUUACUUUCUUCUUGGCUAGAGUUAGAGAGUCAGGAUAUUGCAAAAAGGGAAGUCAGUUAUCAAGUGUUACUAAAUGAAUGCCAAUUUGCCCAAUUUGUAGGUAUCCAUAAACUGAUCUUGGCUCCUCCACGUGACUUGAGUAAUUUACAAUUGUAUUCACAAAGUAUUUUGAGAUUAUUAGCCCAUGAAAGUUUAAGCUCUGCAAAAUUGACUAUCUCCAUAUCAUUGCCUCUUUAUGAGGACACAGAACCUUUGGCUACAUGGGAACUGUGGAACACUGUGAGAAAAUUGUGCAAUUAUCAUGAAUCGUUAACAAUAUCAUUGGCAGUUCCAAGAAUCAAAACCCCUAGACACGUUAUAAACAGAUGGAUCGCCGAACCCGUUUCAUGCCUUUUAAUUUCAUCGUCCAUCUUCGCAACAAAUCAAUACAAUUAUCCAGUAUUACAUAAAUUCAAUCAGAAACUUAUUGCCAAAUUCCAAGAAGUUAAUGGUAAUUCAUUAAUGAAUUCAAAUAACUUAUGCGUCAUUUUACAUAGCAUGGAAAAAUAUUCCACACAAAUCAAAGGUGGAGAAAAUUCUUACAUUGAAUAUAUUAACUAUUUAUUGAAGAAAGGCGAUAGACAAUUGUCACAAAAUGCAUUCGAUUCUAGCUUACCACAAUUGAUGUCACCUUUGAAACCACACUCGGACAUGUUGAGUAACUCCAUUUACUCCAUUUUUGAAAGAGAUACAAUGAAAUAUGAUCUCUAUGAACAGGCAGUCUAUGACGCAUUGUCUGAUUUAUCGUUAAUGGCCACAAAAUCAAAUCCAUUAGUCAUUCUUGUAGCCGGAGCCGGCCGUGGACCACUUGUUGAUAGAACGUUUAGAUCAAUUAACAAAUUAAAUUUAUUAUCAAGAACUAAAUUGAUCGCUGUGGAGAAAAAUCCACAAGCUUUUCUCUUCUUACAAAAGAGAAAUUUCGAAUAUUGGAACAAUAAAGUACAAUUACUCAAUCAAGAUAUGACAAAAUUGAAAAAUUUCAAUUUGGAAGUUGACCUAUGUGUCAGUGAACUCUUAGGUUCUUUUGGUUGUAAUGAAUUAUCACCAGAAUGCCUGUAUUCCAUACAGCAAUCUUUUGGGAAACCAUCGACUAUUUUCAUUCCAUCUUCGUAUACUUCUUACGUGGCUCCUAUAUCUUCUCCUCUAAUUCAUCAGAAAUUAAAAUCACUAGAUCAUGAUAAAAAGCCCACGGGUGAUAAAACCCAAGAUUUAUUUGAGUCAAUCUGGGUUUCUCACAAGAUACCAUACAAUAUUCUAUCGUCAAAGAUAAAUGAAAUAUGGAGUUUCCACCAUCCAUUACCUGAAGGAAAACUUACUAGUUUCAAAUUUUCAAGAAACGUUACAACAGGAUUUAAAAUCAAGCAUAAAGGUGAAAUUCAUGGAUUAAUCGGGUUUUUCAAAGCGACUUUAUAUAAGGAUUUGAGUUUUUCAAAUCUUCCAAAUGACACAAAUGCCUAUUCAUGGUCUCCAAUAAUCUUCCCACUAAAUCAGCCAUUAAGUGUCACUGACGAUACAGAAGUUAAUGCAUUACUUUCGAGAGUCAACUCAGGUAAAAAAAUCUGGUAUGAGUGGUCAUUAGAAAGUUUCAUCUACGUUGUUAUGCCAAGACAUAGCUUAUCGAAAAUGGACUUCAUCGAUGAUACCAAGGGAAGCAAUAUCCUCACUAGUAGCAAUGACAAUAACAAUAACAAUAAUAAUAAUAAUAUUAAUAAUAGUAGUAAUAAUAAUUACGAUGACCAUAAUUAUAACAAACCGGCUAGUCAUGAGCUUGAUUCUGGAAUCGACGAAAAUGGAUUUUUGCCUAAUUUUGAAAAUGGAUGGCAAAGCGUCAACGAUAUUCAUGGUUUACACAACAGUGUGGUAGAAAGUCCCAUGUUCAACUUGGGAAGUCCAAAUCAACUAGACGAAGAUAUCAAUCAAGAAGAACAAGUAGAUGACGAUAUUCCUGAAAUUCACAUUAAAGUGGAGACGGGUAUCUCAAAGUUGCAUAAUAUUAAUGGUCAAUCUUUUUCGAUACCAUUAUAG
Molecule: messenger RNA, 2334 nt
Organism: Kazachstania africana CBS 2517
Lineage: Eukaryota; Fungi; Ascomycota; Saccharomycetes; Saccharomycetales; Saccharomycetaceae
Gene: HSL7
Product: protein arginine N-methyltransferase
Exons: 1
Coding region: 1-2334 (777 amino acids)
Biological process (GO): regulation of DNA-templated transcription; peptidyl-arginine N-methylation
Cellular component (GO): nucleus; cytosol
Source: RefSeq, a predicted model, not a curated record